Camelina sativa (false flax) is the source of this 1133-nucleotide messenger RNA. Its product is annotated as eukaryotic translation initiation factor 4E-3-like. Gene Ontology annotation, molecular function: translation initiation factor activity; RNA 7-methylguanosine cap binding. Gene Ontology annotation, cellular component: eukaryotic translation initiation factor 4F complex; cytoplasm. Gene Ontology annotation, biological process: translational initiation. The record is from RefSeq and is a predicted model, not a curated record. NCBI's taxonomy places the organism in Eukaryota, Viridiplantae, Streptophyta, Magnoliopsida, Brassicales, Brassicaceae.
UCUCUGUCUCUCUCAUCUCCGUCUGUAACUGUGAACAGACUCGACGGAGCGAAGCGAACGGCAAAGUAACUAACCGAUUCAGUGAGCGAGCGAGCCGAGAGAAAAAAUGGUGGUGGUUGAAGAUUCUUCAGUAUCGACGAUUAUGGCUGCAGAGAACAUCGAUCCUAACACCCCGACGAACCCUAUCCUCAAAGAGAAGCAUGUCCCGGCGAUUAAGGCUAUCUCCUCCGUCGAAGAUGAAGGUCCGUCGAAGGAGAAAUCGAUCCUUUCCGGUGGGAACGACAACGCGUCGAAGAAAUCAACAACCGUAAUCAAGAAAUCGCACUUGUUCCAGAAUUCUUGGGCAUUUUGGUUCGAUACUCCAUCUUCGAAAUCGAAUCAAGUCACAUGGGGAAGCUCUUUGAGAUCUUUGUAUACAUUCUCUUCUAUCGAGGAGUUCUGGAGUCUUUACAAUAACAUCCAUUCUCCAACCAAGUGGGUUCCUGGGGCAGAUCUCUACUGCUUCAAACAUAAGAUUGAACCAAAAUGGGAAGAUCCUAUCUGUGCUAAUGGAGGGAAGUGGAGUAUGAUGUUUCCUAAAGCUACACUAGAAUCCAAUUGGCUUAACACGUUACUUGCGUUGGUUGGUGAGCAAUUUGAUCAAGGAGGUGAGAUUUGUGGGGCAGUUUUGAACUUCAGGAUGAGAGGGGACAAGAUCUCUCUGUGGACAAAGAACGCUGCAAAUGAGGAGGCUCAGCUAAGCAUUGGGAAGCAGUGGAAGGAACUUCUUGGUUACGAUGAGACAAUUGGAUUCAUAGUUCAUGAGGAUGCAAAAGCUCUUGGUCGUGAUGCUAAAGAUCGAUAUACUGUAUGAGAUUCACAGUUUUACUUGUCAGCUAGGCCGGGGGAAAAAGAGAAGACUUCAAAGUUCAAAUGGAAAGUCAUAUGAGAACAUGACUUCUAGCUGCGUCUGAUCUAUCUUUACUGUAAAAAGAUGCACAAUUAGGAUUUGAUGUGAUCAGCGUUUUCUCACUUUCAGCUAUUAGAAUUGGUGAUAUUAGUUUUACUCAUGUACACGAUUUCGUAAAAAACCAACUUCGAAAUUAAAUUCCUUACGUUAUCACUUAUCAAUGUACUAGAAAUUGUUUUAGGUA